Ochotona princeps (American pika) is the source of this 3572-nucleotide messenger RNA. RefSeq names its product importin 9 (gene IPO9). The transcript is spliced from 24 exons. Lineage: Eukaryota; Metazoa; Chordata; Mammalia; Lagomorpha; Ochotonidae. Gene Ontology annotation, biological process: protein import into nucleus. Gene Ontology annotation, molecular function: small GTPase binding. The coding region runs from base 56 to 3181 and encodes 1041 amino acids. Gene Ontology annotation, cellular component: nuclear envelope; cytosol. The record is from RefSeq and is a predicted model, not a curated record.
GGCCGCGCGCGGGAGCCGUCAUCCGGUGGCGGGUCCCGGCCUCGAAGAGAAAAAGAUGGCGGCGUCGGCGGCGGCUGGUGCGGCCUCUGGGCUGCCGGGUCCAGUGGCCCAAGGGCUGAAGGAAGCGUUGGUGGACACGCUCACUGGGAUCCUGUCCCCAGUGCAGGAGGUGCGGGCGGCCGCCGAGGAACAGAUUAAGGUGCUGGAGGUUACGGAGGAAUUUGGUGUUCACCUGGCAGAGCUGACUGUGGAUCCCCAGGGGGCACUGGCAAUCCGUCAGCUGGCAUCCGUCAUCUUGAAGCAGUAUGUGGAGACCCACUGGUGCGCACAGUCAGAGAAGUUUCGGCCUCCUGAAACGACAGAGCGGGCAAAAAUUGUCAUCCGAGAACUGUUGCCCAAUGGAUUGAGAGAAUCAAUAAGCAAGGUACGCUCCAGUGUGGCCUAUGCAGUGUCAGCCAUUGCCCACUGGGACUGGCCGGAAGCAUGGCCCCAGCUCUUCAACCUGCUCAUGGAGAUGUUGGUGAGCGGAGACCUAAAUGCUGUCCACGGAGCCAUGCGUGUGCUGACAGAAUUCACGCGAGAAGUGACAGACACACAGAUGCCACUCGUUGCUCCUGUUAUUCUCCCGGAAAUGUAUAAGAUCUUCACCAUGGCUGAGGUGUAUGGUAUUCGAACCCGUUCCCGAGCUGUGGAGAUUUUUACCACUUGUGCGCACAUGAUCUGUAACAUGGAGGAGCUGGAAAAGGGUGCGGCUAAAGUCCUGAUCUUCCCUGUGGUACAGCAGUUCACAGAGGCCUUUGUGCAGGCCCUCCAGAUCCCAGAUGGCCCCACAUCCGACAGUGGAUUUAAAAUGGAGGUCUUGAAGGCAGUGACAGCCCUGGUGAAAAACUUCCCAAAGCACAUGGUGUCCUCCAUGCAGCAGAUUCUGCCCAUUGUUUGGAACACUUUAACCGAGAGUGCAGCUUUUUAUGUGAGGACAGAAGUAAAUUAUACAGAGGAAGUAGAAGAUCCUGUGGAUUCCGAUGGUGAAGUCCUGGGCUUUGAAAAUCUCGUCUUUAGCAUAUUUGAGUUUGUCCAUGCGCUGCUAGAAAAUAGCAAAUUCAAAAGCACUGUUAAGAAAGCCUUGCCUGAGUUGAUUUACUAUAUAAUCCUGUACAUGCAAAUUACUGAGGAGCAGAUUAAAGUAUGGACGGCCAACCCACAGCAGUUUGUAGAAGACGAAGAUGAUGAUACCUUCUCCUAUACCGUUAGGAUUGCAGCCCAGGACCUGUUGCUGGCUGUGGCCUCAGAUUUCCAGAACGAGAGUGCAGCAGCCCUGGCCGCUGCAGCCACUCGGCAUUUACAAGAAGCCGAGCAAACCAAAAACAGUGGCACCGAGCACUGGUGGAAGAUCCACGAGGCAUGCAUGCUUGCCCUAGGGUCAGUGAAAUCCAUCAUCACGGACAGUGUGAAAAAUGGCAGGAUUCACUUUGACAUGCAUGGGUUCCUGACCAACGUCAUCCUGGCAGACCUCAACCUCUCAGUUUCUCCUUUCCUCUUGGGCCGGGCACUUUGGGCUGCCAGUCGGUUCACUGUGGCAAUGUCCCCUGAGCUGAUCCAGCAGUUCCUGCAGGCAACCGUUAGUGGUCUUCAUGAGACACAACCCCCCUCCGUCCGAAUCUCUGCUGUGAGAGCCAUCUGGGGUUACUGUGACCAACUGAAAGUCUCGGAGAGCACACACGUGCUCCAGCCCUUCCUGCCCAGCAUCCUUGACGGCCUAAUCCACCUGGCAGCCCAGUUCAGCUCAGAGGUCCUCAACCUGGUGAUGGAGACCUUGUGCAUUGUUUGCACAGUGGAUCCCGAGUUCACAGCCGGCAUGGAGAGCAAAAUCUGCCCCUUCACCAUCGCCAUCUUCCUGAAAUACAGUAAUGAUCCUGUUGUGGCCUCACUGGCUCAGGACAUCUUCAAGGAGCUGUCCCAGAUUGAAGCCUGCCAGGGCCCCAUGCAGAUGAGGCUCAUCCCUACCCUGGUUAGCAUCAUGCAGGCUCCGGCAGACAAGAUCCCUGCGGGACUCUGUGCGACAGCCAUUGACAUCCUGACCACAGUGGUGCGGAACACAAAGCCUCCUCUCUCCCAGCUCCUCAUCUGUCAGGCUUUCCCCGCUGUGGCUCAGUGCACCCUCCACACUGAUGAUAAUGCCACCAUGCAGAAUGGCGGUGAGUGCCUGCGAGCCUACGUGUCAGUGACACUGGAGCAGGUGGCCCAGUGGCAUGAUGAGCAGGGCCACAAUGGGCUAUGGUACGUGAUGCAAGUGGUGAGCCAGCUGCUGGACCCCCGGACCUCCGAGUUCACUGCGGCCUUCGUGGGCCGCCUCGUCUCCACGCUCAUCUCCAAGGCCGGGCGGGAACUGGGGGAGAAUCUGGACCAGAUUCUCCGUGCCAUCCUCAGUAAGAUGCAGCAGGCCGAGACCCUCAGCGUCAUGCAGUCUCUCAUCAUGGUGUUCGCUCAUCUGGUGCACACCCAGCUGGAGCCCCUCUUAGAGUUUCUGUGCAGCCUCCCUGGCCCCACUGGCAAGCCUGCCCUGGAAUUCGUGAUGGCCGAGUGGACAAGCCGACAGCACCUCUUCUAUGGACAGUAUGAGGGCAAAGUCAGCUCCGUGGCACUCUGCAAGCUCCUGCAGCACGGCAUCAAUGCCGACGACAAACGCCUUCAGGACAUCCGGGUGAAGGGAGAAGAAAUCUACAGCAUGGAUGAGGGCAUCCGCACCCGCUCCAAGACAGCCAAAAACCCAGAGCGCUGGACGAACAUUCCUCUGCUGGUCAAGAUCCUGAAACUGAUCAUCAACGAGCUCUCCAAUGUCAUGGAGGCCAACGCCGCGCGCCAGGCCCCUCCUGCAGAGUGGAGUCAAGAUGACUCCAAUGAUAUGUGGGAGGACCAGGAGGAAGAAGACGAGGAGGAGGAGGAUGGCCUAGCUGGCCAACUUUUGUCAGACAUUCUUGCUACAAGUAAAUAUGAGGAGGAUUACUAUGAGGAUGAUGAGGAAGAUGAUCCCGACGCCCUGAAGGACCCUCUCUAUCAGAUUGAUCUGCAGGCCUAUCUCACAGACUUCCUCUGCCAGUUUGCCCAACAGCCCUGUUACAUGAUGUUCUCGGGCCACCUGAAUGACAACGAGAGGCGGGUACUGCAGACCAUUGGCAUCUAGAUGAGGAGCACUCUGUGCCGCUCUUCCCGCCCAGUGCAGACCACCCUGCAGCCCAUGCUGGCCUUGAGACACACUGUCAACCCACAGUGACUCUGCAGAAUGACACUGAUAACGACUCAGACCAAGUCCACCAGUGCCAUCACUUGGGAAUUCUGGGAGAGCGGACAGCUCCCCAAGUACCCCAAGGAAAGCCCGUCUCCAGUCCUGCCUCUGACUCCUGGGACCCUCUGCUGGCUAGUCCACAACCAUGGCUGCCUGGCAGGACUGUGUGCAAGGAUUAUUUUGCCCCAUUGUGGGAGCACAGGAAGUCAUGACCAUUUAUAUUCUAGAACAUACCGGACAUCGGAUGUGUUUGAAUCCCGUUGAGCUGCCGCAGCACUUCCUGGCCUUC